Molecule: messenger RNA, 2793 nt
Organism: Stylonychia lemnae
Lineage: Eukaryota; Ciliophora; Spirotrichea; Sporadotrichida; Oxytrichidae
Source: the annotation of a GenBank genome assembly
AUGCUGCCAUUUGGAGCAACAUAUGGAACAUCAGUUCAAACAAUUCCAGGGGGCUUACUUGCUAAUCCUUAUCAAACUAUGAAUAAAGCAUAGCAAUUAUAAUUGCUUAAUACUCUCCCACAAUAAUAGCAAUUACUGAUGAGACAGACAUUACUCCCAUAGCUUUAAUUAGGCGGCUUAGGUUUACCAGGUGGAACUCUCGCUGGAUUAAAUCCCUUGAAUGCGCUUGCUUAUCAAAAAGGAUUAGCCUCUCCAGCCUCUGCCAUUCUUUCGAAGAUUACUAGACCUUACAAUGAAAAUGAGCCUGUUGAAAAAUUGAAAAAAGCGCACUACAGAGAUGAGUUACUAACAUAAAUUGAAUUGAAUAAGCUAAGUAGAGCAGAUUAAUACAGACAAAAAGCCCUAGAAGAUUAAAUUGAAGAGCUAAGACUUUAAAAAGAGAGACAAAUGACAGACUCAAGAUUGGAUUAAGAUAUAAAUGUGAAAAGAAGAAACUAAGCGCUCGGCUAAGGUCAGGAUCAACCUGUCAGAGGUAGAAACGCUUAAUCAAUGGUAGACUUAAGACUUCCAAAUUCUAGAUAUAAAGAAUUAGAUAGGAGCAGAGAUAGCUCAAUGGAUAGAAGUACUACAAGGUAAAGCUUAAGAUUAUAAUUCAGAGAUGAAUUUUCUAAAAAUCCAAAGAGAAGAGUAAAUGUUGUAGAUAUGGAUUGGAUAGACAACCCUGUAAAUCAGCCAUAAAAAGGAAAUGAAUGGUGGCAAAAAGGGGUUAUGGAUCCAGUCUAAUCCUAAAUGUACUGGGACAACGGAAAAUACAUUCCAUCAGACAUAAAUGAAAAAGUUAAGGAGAUAAUUCAGAGGGAGGUAAAAAUUAUGAAGGGUAAAAUGCAGUAAGAUGAAGUGGCAAUGCUAGAGUAAAUGAAGUUGCUUAAAGAUUAAACCAAGGAUACUGAUAAGGCUAGAAUAAGAGCUCUUGAUCACUUGAAAAAGAUUAAAUCUAAGCUACAUAAAUAGCAGGUAAAAGAGGACAUGAGGCACAAUUACAUAUAUGAUGUUCUGUUCCAAAGAUGGUAAGAUAGAGAAAGAAAGCUUGAAGACAAAUAUAAAAAGUUUCCUGCUGUAAACUCAUUUCCGAUUGAACUCAGGAAGACUGAGGUUAACUUGAAACGAAAGUUGAAAAAAGAAGGAGAGUUGCCAUCUGAUUCAAAGGUUAUAUAAAAUAACUCAAUUAAAAUAAUGGAUGAUAUGUGGCCUCAGCUCCCUACCUUAGAUGAUUUUUGCAAAGAAAAGAUGAAUUAAGAUAUAUUCAAGGCAGAAUCUUUAAACAAGGUUAAUGCUCGGAGACUAUAAGACUUGGAUAAGUUCUAACUCUCAUAGGAUGCACUUGACAAGAUAGAUAAUCAAAUGUUUGAUUUCUUGAACAGAGAGAGCAACAAGUAGGUGAUAAAUGCAGCAGUUGAUGGCAAUGGAGAUGGUCAAAAUUAUUUAAUAUCAAAUGAUGUCCUUAAAAACUACUAGGAAGUUCACCUGAAAGAUUAUAUAAGUCCACUUGAAUAAUUCUCCAAAUAAGUGGUUCAUAAUAACAUUAGCAAUCCUCAUAAAUCAGUAGAUCCACUCAUUCACAAGCUCAACGCAUUGAGAUUAGCGAACAUACCGAUGUUAUAUGGAGUAGGGACUGGCUAUAAUGGGCAGUUGUUUCAUGAUUAGAAAGAUGAUGAUUGGACAUGCUUUAAGAAAAUAUAAGAUUUUAAAGAGAUUUUUGAGAUAGAUAUUGAAUCAUGCAUUGAUAUCUAUUGUGGGCCUAAGCAUUCUAUGCUCUACAAUAGUAAGAAUGAUAAACUAUAUAUUUGGGGAGAGCAUAUUGUUGAGGGAUCUAAAGGUAAAGAAAUUUGUAUGUCUAUCCCGAGACAAAUUUAGAUUGAUAAUAAAGUUUAAAAAGUCUCGUGCGGUUUUGAGCAUACUUUGAUUAUGAAUGAGUUUUAGAUUUUCUCUUUUGGAAAGAACAAUUAUGGAUAGCUAGGAUAGUCAGCUUGGGUUAAAUAUCAAGAAAUACCAGUUUUGGUUAAAUUUGAUGAAGGAUAAAAGUUUAAAGAAAUAUCUGCAGGAGUAAGGUCAAGUUAUGUAAUAAGUUAAGAUAACGAUGUUUUUGCUUUUGGUUCUAAUAAAUUUUAUGAAUUAGGCUUAGUCUAAGAAGAGCAACAACCAAAAUAUUAUAUGCCUAUGAAAUUAUCAGUAAAAGCUAAAUAUAUUGGAUCAGGAUUUAAACAUACAAUUCUAUUAAGCGAGGAUUAAAGCUAAAUAUAUUGUUGUGGUUCAAAUAAAGUAGGAUAAAUUGGGCUAAAGGAACUGAUGGAUAAGAAUUAACUUCAAAAUAUUUAACUGCCUUGUAAAUUUGUAGAUUCAGAUUGUUAAAUUAAAAAAAUCUAUGCCUCAUGGAAUAAUACUAUAAUCAUGAUGAAGAAUCGUUCUGAUUAGAUUAGCUAUUAUAUAGUUGGUGAUAAUAAAUAUGGCUAGUUAGCUCAAGGACAACAGGAAUAAGACUAGCUUAAGUUUUCAAGUGAGUGGCAAGAAAUUAUUAUUUAGGAGUAGUUAAUAAGAGAAGUAUAUUGCCAAUCAGAAUCAUUCGUUGCCUUAACAAAUGAUAAUAAAAUAUACUCCUGGGGCUGGAAUGAGCAUGGUAAUUUGGGCUUAGAUGAUAAGCUAGAUAGACAUUCACCUUAAGAGAUAUUGUCUUUAGACAUUACUGAAAAUUCAAAGCUAUUUUGUGGUGGGGCUUACAUGCUUUUGCUCAACUGA